This is a messenger RNA of Diaporthe amygdali, 1872 nucleotides long. Its product is annotated as proliferating cell nuclear antigen. Gene Ontology annotation, cellular component: plasma membrane. The transcript has 3 exons. Gene Ontology annotation, biological process: cell-cell adhesion. The record is from RefSeq and is a predicted model, not a curated record. Gene Ontology annotation, molecular function: myosin binding. NCBI's taxonomy places the organism in Eukaryota, Fungi, Ascomycota, Sordariomycetes, Diaporthales, Diaporthaceae. Bases 1 to 1872 code for a protein of 623 amino acids.
AUGGAGACGGUAAUUUACGACGAGACUCCUCUCGCCGAGUACCUCAAGGACGAGGGCGAGGAACAGCAACGUGACUGGGCGCAACAGGAACCAGACGUUAUCAUAGACACACCACCGCCGAGCCCGCCAAGUCCCUCGUUCGCGCCCACGGGCAGGCCUUUGGUUAAGGCGCGCUUCCGCAGCAAGAUACCCGACGCGCUCAACAUCAAGCUUCCCACGCCCAAGAAGCGCCUAAGCUCUUUGCAAGAUGGAGCGACCGCAGUCGCUACCAAGCUAGACCGAGCAGACAAUUCCAAAUUCCUGGAAAAGUUCCGCUAUACGAUCGUUGCCUCCCAGUUAUUAAGUGGUCACUCGAUAUUAGGGCAGCAUGGCCAAGCGCAGAGCUCCAAGAUCCACCUCGGAAGCGGCCAAGACCCGAACAUUCCCACGCAAACUGGCCUGCUCCUCACGGCUGUCGGGGCACUUGGGCUCGCCUGGUUCAUCAGCUGGCUAUAUGGCGGAGGAUACACGCACCUGUCGAAGAGGAGAGUGGUGGUAUUUGUGGUAGUGUUUGCCGUUGCUGGUGUCGCGUCACAGGCAUACAUAAGGCAACAAUGGCUCAAAUAUGUCAGGGAGCAGGCAUUGGCAGAGAUCACAACCUUCGUGUCAAGUGCGCAGGACUUCGACAGCGCAUCGAGCGCCGCAGUGGCACUAGUCCAGGAGGUGGAGCUUGUCUCACGCGGAUAUCGCCUCAGCGCACCACUGCCACCCAUCAGCCGAAUCGAGGACCGCAGUCAGACUCGGAGAUGCGUUAGACUCAGGAAAGCAUUGAGGAAGAGCUUCGGAGGGAUCAUUCCCAAGUAUGAGCAGGCUUCCUCGGUGAUCAAAGGGUUCUCUGAACAACUGGAUCUGGAACGGUACUACGACAUCUACGACAUUAGCGACCUUGACAUGUCGGAUGCUUUGCAGGGCUAUUCGGAGAGCGAAUUCGAGGACAUGGAGUCCCUGCGAACCCUAAAGAUCGUGGCAUCACGGUUCCACGUGUUGCGAAAGAUGUUUCUCUGUGCACUCCUCUCGAUGGAGGCGAAGGGCGACGACUCCGAUUUCUUGCGAUGGACCACCGUUGUUGAAUCCCUCCGGACACUGAAUGAGGCCACGACUGCGUCUUAUAAGCGGCUAGGAGAGAUCCUUGGCGAGGAACAGUCAUUCCAGGCCCCGGUCUCGCUCGCAGACAAGGGCCCGCUCUCACCCGGACGCGAGAGAUGGCGCUCACAACUAAGCAAGCUGAACUCUCUCACAACGGGUAUUCGUGGGCUACAGGCCAAGAUGACACUGCUGCGGGAGGAGUCCGACCGGGCCCUAAACACUGCUUCGGACUUGUCAGAGCUGGGACCGAGCCUGAUGGCACAAUACGAGUCGAUUGGUCAAGAUCUGAAGAUGCUCCAACAGGCAUGGGAAGACGGCAGGGCCGCUGUGGCAUCGGGUAUCGACCGCAACGAGAAACGUCUGUCGUCUAUCAGUGGAAUGCUCUCCCCAGCCAUUUCCUUGGGCGGACUGACCACUGUUGAAGAAAGCGGUGGCAGUGUCUCGGACGCGCUGAAGGCACUCACGGGAGAAUCGCCUGACAGUCCUGACGCGGGCAGUAAUUCCGGAGAAAGCGAAGAGAUAUUCGAGGCUGUUGCCGGUCCGCCACAGCGACCCAGGAGUAUGCUGACGAGAAGUGAGAGAAUAGCGAAGAUGAGAGAGGAACGUGAGAAGAGGGCGGAGACGAAGGAGAAGUUCGACGCGAAUCGCGGGAUGCUCAAAGAGCUCGAGAUGGUUAUCAACCUCCGCCCGAACAAGAACAGGAGGCAAACGCUGCCACCGAAUCCGAGCCGUGUCGUCUCCCUCUGA